Messenger RNA from Rubroshorea leprosula, 563 nucleotides. Lineage: Eukaryota; Viridiplantae; Streptophyta; Magnoliopsida; Malvales; Dipterocarpaceae. The record is from the annotation of a GenBank genome assembly.
CAUUUCCAGUCCUUUAAUUCUCUGCUAAUCAAUAACCCAAUUUGCCUAUCAACCUUGUCUGUGAAUCUCUUCCUCCCAAAAUGACCGAUGCUAUAGUUUCCUUUGUCCUAGACCAGCUAAAGACAACCAUCGUUGACAAGGCCUCUGAAGAGGUGGGGCUGCUACUUGGUGUUGAGAAAGAAGUGAGCAAGCUUGAAAGAAAUCUCCGUCUCAUCAACACUGUGCUCCAAAAUGCUGAGGAGAAGAAAAGAACGGACAAUCUUGUCAAGGAUUGGCUGGACAGGCUUAAAGAGGCUUCUUACGACAUGGGAGAUGCCUUGGAUGAGUUGAGAACAGCAAUAGAGGUCAAAGCACUUAAAGCACAAAAUGCUGCUCGUCAGAAGAAGGUAAUUAAUCUUAUAUGUACCGGAGUAAGAUAUAUUUUUGGUUAGAGGGAAAAAAUUUUUAAUUCUUUUAAGUUAUGAUCUGUUCACCUUAGUAUAAUUUAUGCAAAUUUUUGUAUCAAUUACUAAUAUUGUGUGUCAAUGUAUCACUUAUAUCAUUUAUAAAUCUUAAAUUAAUUA